This is a messenger RNA of Suhomyces tanzawaensis NRRL Y-17324, 2085 nucleotides long. RefSeq lists its product as uncharacterized. Lineage: Eukaryota; Fungi; Ascomycota; Pichiomycetes; Serinales; Debaryomycetaceae. Bases 1 to 2085 code for a protein of 694 amino acids. Gene Ontology annotation, molecular function: protein kinase binding. Gene Ontology annotation, cellular component: cytoplasm. The record is from RefSeq and is a predicted model, not a curated record. The transcript has a single exon.
AUGGGCACCUUUGGCUAUACCGAAACCAUCGAAGGCGAUGUGUACAUCCAGCGCUUGUCCACCUACGUGAGGCGAAACGAGGAGGCGCUCGCCAACGGACUCCUCUGCUUCUCCAAGAACCGCAACACCGCCAUCAAGGUCAAGCCGUUGCGGCUCACCUUCACCAUCCACCACCUCUACUACAUCACCGAGCGGAUUGAGUCCUCGCCGUUGGGCGUGGACGUGGGGCCUCUCAACGUCAAGCUCGACAACCCCAACCACGAGCCCACGUUCAUCUCGUUUAUGGCCAACAACGCCCGGGCCUCCAAGCAUUUCGACAGCGACACCCGCUCCAUCUCCUCCAUCAACUCCAUGAAAUCCAUCGUCUCCAGCGCCUCCGUCUACUGGAGGUCCUUCGCCCUCAGCAAGGACCCCAAAGUCAUCAACAAGGACAUUAAGUACUUGUACUCGUCCUUCACCAAGAUCCCCUGCCUCAUCUUGACCCCCAAGACCAAAAUAAACAGCAUCACUUCCUACGAAGAAUACCCGUGUGACACCUCGGUGCCCCUCAAAAUGUUCAAGAAUUUGCAAGUGUUGGAAAUCGUGGACUACGACCCUAACGAAGUCUUCGGCUGGCAUAUCCUCAGCGAACAGCUUCGGAUUUUGAUUGUUCGGAACUCAAAGUUGAGUUCUAUCAACGAACUUCUCUUCAAUCUCGUAAUCGAUGACGAGUCGGGCCGGUCUACUUUCAAUACCCAUAAACAGACCAGGAAAUUCAACGACUUAUUCCAUUCUUCGGGCACGGCUACUUCUGUCCCCGCUGACGAGUCUUUCUCUGAAGAUGUCAUUCAAGCUGGUAAUAAUGCAUUUAGAUACCCCAAACGUGAAAGGGCUACUACUACGUCAGGAGCUGGCUCCUUACCUAAAGAGUCCUUUUUCGCCGAAUUGAAUUCAUCCAAUCCCACUACCAAAGACUAUCAGACCUUGCCGGACUCUAAAUGGUCAUAUUUGAAGCAGUUAACAGUUUCAGAAACAUCCAUAACAUCCAUCCCCGCAUUUAUAUUCAAGCCAUUGACUAAUUUAGUCAAGCUCAACCUUUCAAAUAACUUACUCGAAGAGUUGCCUGACGGAUUGGAUCAAUUGAUAAACAUCAAGUACUUGAAUUUCGCUGAUAAUUACAUCACGGAUUUGCGCAAACUUCCCACCAACCUUGCUUACUUGUCGGCCAUCAAUUUUAACAACAACAAAUUGAGCGACUUGUCUGGGUUAGAGAAUUUGAGUAGUUUGGAAAAAAUUGAUUUGAGAAGAAAUGAGCUUCAAUCUUUACAGUCAUUGAAACCUAUUGUGUUACAAUUCAUAAAGAACCCACAGGUGUUCAACAACGUUUACCUUUCCAAUAACAAGUUACCUAAGACAUACAGAAGUGAUUUGUUCAAUUUAAUCAAUGGUGCCAAAUACAAAAACAAUAUGAAAAUCGAUGAUUCAAGGCCCGGUUACUUUGAAAGUGCACUUCUCUUGGACUCUGAAAAUUCAUUCAAAUACUUGGAAAAGUUCUUAAAAGAAUCAGACGUUUCCAAAGAGCAUACACCUGCUGACCACGAUGUUACGGCAAUUUUCAAUGGUGUUACACAAGAUCCUAGCCCUCCAACACCAAUCCCGGACUACAAAAAAGGACACCGCAGGGCGCAUACAUUGGAAGCUUUGAUGGAACCAUUUUCAGUCAUGAAGAUUGUUGCUGAGAACGAUGAAAAUGCCGACAAGCAAAAGCGAAAAUAUGAACUUUCACAUAGCGUAUUUACCACUUCACCAACAGUUGUCCAGUCAGAUUCCAACAGCAUCAGCUCAACUCUGAAAACACCAAACUCUCCGUUGAGCACCAACCAUAACCUCAUCAACAAACUUGAACUUCCGUCUACCUAUUCUUCCAAAGCCACACUUCUAUCAGUUCAUUUGAACGGAUCAAAUCCUUCAAUUUCGGGUAGCCCAUCCAACAUGAAGAAAUCCUCUACCCUCUCACAGCUAGACAUGGAGACUGCAUCAAUCAGUACCACGACUGCACCCAACGUGGUCACCCCCGUUCAAGUUACUGCCCGAAUGAGCACUUAG